This is a messenger RNA of Scedosporium apiospermum, 1266 nucleotides long. RefSeq lists its product as uncharacterized. Gene Ontology annotation, cellular component: membrane. Lineage: Eukaryota; Fungi; Ascomycota; Sordariomycetes; Microascales; Microascaceae. The coding region runs from base 1 to 1266 and encodes 421 amino acids. Gene Ontology annotation, biological process: transmembrane transport. The record is from RefSeq and is a predicted model, not a curated record. Gene Ontology annotation, molecular function: transmembrane transporter activity. The transcript is spliced from 9 exons.
AUGGCGACUCAACGCCCUGAGAACGGCUCCAUUAGCCAGGAUGCUACGGAAAGCGACAAAGAAAAGGGCAUCGGGAAUAUAACACCCGCCAAGCCUGGCAGUUUCGAGCGACACUCGGAAGCUUCAAGUGAUGGAGUGUUUCAUCAGAUCAUCGUUAAAGAUGGACAAGAUGUCCUUGUUAGUUGGACGCUUGAGGAAGAAAAGCACGUCGUCCGUAAGGCCGACUUCCUGUUCCUUCCAAUAUUUGCUUUGAUGUUCACAUGGAUGGCUAUCGACCGGACCAAUGUCUCUGGCGUUUUAACAUCGACGUUCCUUCAUGACACGGGUAUGACCCGGGACCAAGCUAACACUGGCGUGUCGCUCCUGUGGCUUGGCAUUGUCCUGCUAGAAAUACCGUCGAAUGUUAUCCUGCAUCGCAUUGGACCUACCUACUGGAUUCCCGGACAGGUCGUAGUCUGGGGUCUGAUUGAAGUUCUGCAGUGCUUCGUCAAAAAUAGUAGUGGGUGGUAUGCCGCCAGGCUAUUCCUCGGCAUGGCCGAGAGUGGUUUUAUUCCAGGAGGCUUAUAUACGCUCUCGCGAUGGUACACCGAGGACGAGCUCACCUCACGCACUGCUGCCUUCUUCUUCGGCCCAUCCAUAUCGGCUGCUUUCGGGUCCCUAAUUUCGUCAGGGGCGCUGCGUCUCGAGGGUCAGCAGGGGUUGAUAUUCAUCAUCUGCGGAGUCUCAACUAUAGCCACCGGUGUACUCGCGUUCGCUAUAGUACCGAAGUCCCCUUACCACACCGGGCGUCUCUUUGGCGGACUUUUGCGGGUUCGCGGUUGGCUCUCCGAGCGCGAAGCAGACAUCUUCUCCGCAAGGCUAAUAAGAAAAGGCAACGCAAAAAGUCACGGUUCGACUCUUCAUAUCGGAUGGAAGGAUAUAACUGAUGUCAUUUUCCACUGGGCCACCUGGCCCUACCUUAUUGCCUGCCUGAGCGGUCUGCAGGCAAUCAACGGGUUAAGCACCUGGGGCGCCACGAUCAUCAAGUCUCUUGGGUUCAGCAGCAUCCAUGCCAACCUCCUCAACGCUCCAGGUUUCUGGACUCUCGCGUGCCUAAUUGCCCUCUACCACCUCCCAGUGAGCUCGAAGAAAUCCUGGUCGUUCUAUGCGGCUUAUCUUUUGACCCAGGCAGCUCCUGGUUGGCAGCCGAUCAAUGUUACCUGGCUUUCGCUCAAUUUCAAGACCCCACAGAAACGUGCCAUUGCUUAUGCCGUGUAUAGUAAGUAA